CUUGUUCUGCUCUUCAAGUCAAAUGUCACCUUGACUCAAGUCCAGUAUUGGAAGCCUGCGGGGAACUGCAACACAUCAGCCCGGCACAAUGUAUCCAUCAAACUGGAAGGAAGCCCAAAACCAAAACUCCCCUGGCCAAAAUGCAUCCUCUGCAGAAACCCCAAGUACCUCCUAAGCCUGUCCAUCUCAAACCUGGGCAGGAAAGAAUUCCUCCUGCACCUUCUCGGCCUUUGCCAGCUGAUCCCAAGUUGUCGAGGAGCUUAGCACCUGGAGAGGAAGAAAUACCAAUAUCAUCAGGAGUCAACACACUCAUUGAGAAAUUUGAAAGUAUUAGGCAACCUGUACAUAUUCUUCAAAGAAACCAGCUAAAUUUAGCUCUGAAGAUGGAACCUGGCCUGGACUCAUCCAAACAACCGAGCUCAUGUGACUGUGACGUGGUGGCUUCCAGCAGCUCUUCCACAAAUGAAAAAAGUGAACUGGAUGAAAACAAGCCAGAUGUACCAUGCAGCACAGAUCUAUCUAACAUAGACAUAUUGAAAAUUAAAGAGCUAAGCAUAGGCGAUAACAAAAGCCAUGAAGACUGUACUGCUGUGACUAUGAGCAAAGAGCCCUCUGGAGAGCUUGGCAAUAAAGACUCAACUGCAGAACUGAAUGGUAAUGGUAAAAUACCCAACAGAGACAGUGGCAUUGACAGUCCUUCAUGUAGCGUGGCAGGUGAAACCUUCCCCAGCGAAGAAGGUGCAGAGCAGAAGAAGCCCAGCGUGGCUGGGAACCCAGGGGAGAUGGAACCUGACAAAAAGGGCAUCAAGCCUUCCUCUGCAGAGCAGAAGAGAGACUCCACACAGGAUGAAGACAGUGACAUUGAUGAAGGAAGCAGCGAGGAGCAAGAGACAGCAGAAGUGCCAAAGUUAGAGUAUUUGGAUGUAAACAAGUGUACAGAGCCCCAAAAGCUAUUCAACAUUGCAAAUGAACUGCUCCAUACAGAAGAAGCAUACGUUAAAAGACUCCAUCUGUUGGACCAGGUUUUUUGCACUAAGUUGUCAGAAGCAGGUAUUUCAUCUGAAGUGAUAACAGGCAUCUUUUCAAAUAUUUCUUCCAUCUAUUGUUUCCAUGGACAAUUUCUUCUUCCUGAGCUCAAAACAAGAAUUACACAAGAAUGGAACGUCAACCCACGGCUAGGAGAUAUCCUACAGAAACUUGCCCCUUUUCUGAAGAUGUAUGGAGAAUAUGUAAAGAACUUUGACAGGGCAAUGGACAUGGUGAACACAUGUAUGCAGAGGUCCUCUCCAUUCAAAGAUGUUGUUCAGAACAUACAG
Messenger RNA from Leptosomus discolor (cuckoo roller), 1316 nucleotides. Lineage: Eukaryota; Metazoa; Chordata; Aves; Leptosomiformes; Leptosomidae. The record is from RefSeq and is a predicted model, not a curated record.